AUGUCUUUCCUAGAGCUUCCGUUAGAGCUUCGUCUCAUCAUCUACGAACAUGCAGCUGUCGAGGGAGCAGCCGUUACAAUUGGAGCUUGCGAGCUGACGGGCAAAGGACCCGACCUUGUCCACCGAGUAUACGGCAACAAGCGUGCCCCGUAUCCCGGCCUUCCACCUCUCCACGAGCCGACCGUGCACUCGGGCUAUUCAUCGCGCCUUCUCUCGGUCUCCAAGCCUGCACAUAUCGACGUCUCGAGCGCGCUAUGCUCCCCAGACGCACCACCUUACCAUUCAACCUUAUCCUCGCUCCUUGCCCUCAGCCACCAGAUCAAUGCCGAGAUCAGCACCCACGUCCGCAUCAGAAAUAAGAGAAAGACGAGUCUGUUCAUCCAAUUCCCGCUUGGCCUGCAUGUUUUCAAAACAUCGUGUCCGGACUUUGUACGACAGGCUCGCAGUAUACACAUAGCUGGCAGCUAUCCCAAGUCUGCAAGCCCCAACCAAUCACCACAUCUCGAGCAGCUAGCUCAUCUUGUCUCUACCACCUUGGGCAAAUCACCGCCUCACCCGAUCGAGAAGCUCGAAGCCCGCAUCUACUUUCCUGGGGCCGACUCAUAUCCUCGCGUCUGGGAAGACAGUAGUCCGGCUUCGGUCAUCUUGCGCAAUGUCUGCGGAGGCUAUAUUGAUAUGGAGGUUGCAAGAGGACGACACGGGACUGGUAUCUACGUAUCCGUACGACCACAUGCAGAAAACAAGAGAGUCAUAUCCACCGUCUGGAGAAGGCUGAUUGAAGGAGACGGUGGCCAGCCUGAUUGUGGUGAUUGGGUUGUGGAUAAGCAGUGGCCCGAGUGGAAUACCGAGUUUACUCCUUCCUCGCCCUUACCAUAG
Messenger RNA from Aureobasidium subglaciale EXF-2481, 876 nucleotides. RefSeq lists its product as uncharacterized. The transcript has a single exon. The record is from RefSeq and is a predicted model, not a curated record. NCBI's taxonomy places the organism in Eukaryota, Fungi, Ascomycota, Dothideomycetes, Dothideales, Saccotheciaceae. Bases 1 to 876 code for a protein of 291 amino acids.